AACAGAAGAUAGAGGGAGUCUCGGAGCUCGCCAUCUCCAGCGAUCUCUACAUUGGGAAAAAACAUGGAGUCAGCUCCGGCAGCCCCCGACCCCGCCGCCAGCGAGCCGGGCAGCAGCGGCGCGGACGCGGCCGCCGGCGCCAGGGAGACCCCGCUGAACCAGGAAUCCGCCCGCAAGAGCGAGCCGCCCGCCCCGGUGCGCAGACAGAGCUAUUCCAGCACCAGCAGAGGUAUCUCAGUAACGAAGAAGACACAUACAUCUCAAAUUGAAAUUAUUCCUUGCAAGAUCUGUGGAGACAAAUCAUCAGGAAUCCAUUAUGGUGUCAUUACAUGUGAAGGCUGCAAGGGCUUUUUCAGGAGAAGUCAGCAGAGCAAUGCCACCUACUCCUGUCCUCGUCAGAAGAACUGUUUGAUUGAUCGAACCAGUAGAAACCGCUGCCAACACUGUCGAUUACAGAAAUGCCUUGCCGUAGGGAUGUCUCGAGAUGCUGUAAAAUUUGGCCGGAUGUCAAAAAAGCAAAGAGACAGCUUGUACGCAGAAGUACAAAAACACCGGAUGCAGCAGCAGCAGCGAGACCACCAACAGCAGCCUGGAGAGGCCGAGCCGCUGACUCCCACCUACAACAUCUCGGCCAACGGGCUCACCGAGCUUCAUGAGGACCUCAGCAACUACAUCGACGGGCACACCCCGGAGGGAAGCAAGGCAGACUCUGCUGUCAGCAGCUUCUACCUGGACAUACAGCCUUCCCCAGACCAGUCAGGUCUUGAUAUCAAUGGAAUCAAACCAGAACCAAUAUGUGACUACACACCAGCAUCAGGCUUCUUUCCCUACUGUUCUUUCACCAAUGGAGAGACGUCCCCAACUGUGUCCAUGGCAGAAUUAGAACACCUUGCACAGAAUAUAUCUAAAUCACAUCUGGAAACUUGCCAAUACUUGAGAGAAGAGCUCCAGCAGAUAACGUGGCAGACCUUUCUGCAGGAGGAGAUCGAGAGCUACCAAAACAAGCAGCGAGAGGUGAUGUGGCAGUUGUGUGCCAUCAAAAUCACAGAAGCUAUACAGUAUGUGGUGGAGUUUGCCAAACGCAUUGACGGAUUUAUGGAACUGUGUCAAAAUGAUCAAAUUGUGCUUCUCAAAGCAGGUUCUCUAGAGGUGGUGUUUAUCAGAAUGUGCCGUGCCUUCGACUCUCAGAACAACACCGUGUACUUUGAUGGGAAAUAUGCUAGCCCCGAUGUCUUCAAAUCCUUGGGUUGUGAAGACUUUAUUAGCUUUGUAUUUGAAUUUGGAAAGAGUUUAUGUUCUAUGCACCUGACUGAAGAUGAAAUUGCGUUAUUUUCUGCAUUUGUACUAAUGUCAGCAGAUCGCUCGUGGCUGCAGGAAAAGGUAAAAAUUGAAAAACUGCAACAGAAAAUUCAGCUAGCUCUUCAACACGUCCUGCAGAAGAAUCACCGAGAAGAUGGAAUACUAACAAAGUUAAUAUGCAAGGUGUCUACAUUAAGAGCCUUAUGUGGACGACAUACAGAAAAGCUAAUGGCAUUUAAAGCAAUAUACCCAGACAUUGUACGACUUCAUUUUCCUCCAUUAUACAAGGAGUUGUUCACUUCAGAAUUUGAGCCAGCAAUGCAAAUUGAUGGGUAAAUGUAUCACCUAAGCACUUCUAGAAUGUCUGAAGUAUAGACCAUGAAAAACAACAACAAAAAAAAUUAACCAAGACACUUUAUAUGGCCCUGCACAGACCUGGAGCGCCAACACACUGCACAUCUUUUGGUGAUCGGGGUCAGGCAAAGGAGGGGAAACAAUGAAAACAAAUAAAAGUUGAACUUGUUUUUCUCAUGCAUAUGAUUUCCAUUAUGCCUACAGAUAUGGACCCUUUUUCUGUCUCAACUUCUUGAUCAUUGACCUCUGUUUACAACUGAAGGAGGGUACUAAAGUCGGAGGAUUUCCUUUUCUUGUAGCUCACUGCCCACAGACUUUCUGCAGAGUCACCAAUCUGUCGGUAACAACAGAGAGUCCGGCAAUAAUCGGUGCCCGGUGUGCAUAGCGGAGGUGGCGGCAUGACUUUGCACAACCUGCUCUUUGUUUCAUGAAGGAAGUUUUUAUUUUUUUCACCGAUUAUUGCCAGUCAGCAGGAUGGCAUGAAAAGGGUCCAUAGCACUAGCAACAAUAGCAUUAUAAUAUAUUACAGGGUAAAUGGGCAUGAAGACUAUAUAUAGCUAAAAGAGAUAUUGUUUAUAUAUUGUUUUAAUUAAUAUAAAAUGUAGUUACUGGUGUAGCUUUUCCUGUUGAAUUGAUAAGGCACUUUCAUUUUGCACCUUUUUCUUUAAAUGAAAUGCUAGCGUGUUCACUGUCGUGUCGCAUGUGCACCAGAAACACAAGUUUAACUGAGAAGGCUUGGAAGGUACGUCAGGAGGUAUUUAUGCUGCUGUUUACAAAUUACUUUGAAAAGACUGGCUGGUCAUAUCUAGAAAUCAUGAUGUGGAUUAUUGGUUUGUUUUUGUUUUGUUUUGUUUUGUUUUUUUUACACUUCAUUUGGUAUUAGAAACAGAAUUCUCCCUAAAUUAUACUUUGCUUUUGGGUAAGCUCAAGGAUAGAUGUGUUUAUGCUUCAUACAAAGUUGAAUGGUCUAUUGGUGCUAUGGACUUAUACCAUCAUGCACGUUAUUUUUAAAAAGCUUUUUUAAGUGCCACCUCAUGGGGGUAGGGGAGGGAGGGGAGGCUCAUUUCAUACAAUUCAGUAGAUAUAUGGACUCAGUCUCAACUUGGAAUUCUUAUGCUUUGAGGAUAAAUCAGUAACCCAAAUAUUUAUUGGAAUUCAGCUUUUAUUAUAAGAAGGACCCAAAGAUUAUAUCUGGAGCAAACACACACUCCCCAUGUGAGGACAUGAAACAUUUACUUUGUGAAUGCCUGUGUUCUUGGUCUAAACUAGGAACCCUAAGAGUGUAUCUCAGAGUGACCUAGCUCUAGACUAGCUGCCUCUAGACGCUAUAAUUCUAGAAUAUAGUUCUCCAUAUUUCACAGACAAUGGACAGAAGGGCGAGGGGGUUAUGCAACACUGAACUGGUUUCUCUUAUUUAAAUAUUAAAUAUUUUAAGCAUUCAAAGUGAAGUUGAUGCUAGCUGCAAACAUUUACUCUUGUAUUUAUCUUCAAUAGAAAACUGUGGACUGUAAUUUAUUUUAUUAAAUAUUUAGAAGAAUGUUUGGCUUUUGUGUUCAGGUGAGAAAUAUUGAAUGUUUUUGUUUAAUUUCAUUUUUUUUAUUUUAAUAACUCCCAGUGGGGGAAGGGAAAAUGAACAGUGCAAGUGUGCAUAUUUUAAAAAUAAGUGCCCUUUGGAAAUGUCAGCAUUUAGAAGAUGAUUUUAGUCAGUCGGGUGGGAUUCAAACUUCUGGUCUGACACGAAGGACCAUGGUUAUAUGGAAAAGGGAAUAUCCCAUAGCAUAAUGGUGGGAGUUUCCAGGCAGCCCUUUAUAGCCGAAAAAAUGUCUCUACCCCCAGGCUCUUCUUGAAUCUUCCCUAGGAACUGUGGCUCCUAAUGUCAGGUGGAGCACAGCAGGGGCAUCCCAGAGCCAUUUACUCUGGGUUUAACCCCAACUGAUUUUCUGACUUGUUUCUUGAGGGAUUUGGAAAAGAGGAAGGAAUUAUUCACAGAGAAGUGUGUAUGAAGCCUAAAUAACAUCUUAAUUUUUUUUUCAAAAAUAUAGUAAGGGUUUAACCAUAAGUAGAAGACGAGAGUAAUAUCUACUUAAAUUUCUUACAAGUAUAUUAAACUUUAUGUGAGUGUUUAUAUAGAGAGGUAAACUAAACAUAUAGUAUUUAUAUUUGGGCAAGAAGGGUGAAAUCAAAAUUUUAAUUUAAAUAAGCAUAGUUCCUUUAAAGAUCAAUAGUAUUUAUACUCUGAAAAGAGUACCAAGCUUAGUUCAGUUAUUUAUUUGUCCAUUUAUUUUUCCUGUUGUUUCUCCUGUGGGGGGGCGGAUAAUGUGUUGGGUCUUUUUUGGAGAGGGGGUGUUUUUUGUUUUUUGUCAUUCUGAGUCACUAAAUUUGGGGAUGGUUUUAUUAAAGUGUAUUAACUUCUUUUUAACCAAAGCUUUCUGAAUAUGACCAGCCUCAGGUGCUAGCGCAUUAAAGAGCAACUAAACCUAAUUCCAGUGUCCAUUUGUGAAGUGAUAAGAGCUAACUGAACUUCUCUAAGGGUGAGAGAGAGCAUAAUGUUGAGCUUAAAAGAAAUUCCUUUUCCCAGAAAGGACUUUGCAUGUACCAAAUGCAAAAAAAAAAAAGAGGCUUAAUCUCAGUCACACCAUGGUGACAUUGCUUUUAGAAUAAACCAACGUACAUUGACGUGAUGCUGCUACCAGGUCUUUCUGAAAGAAAAGCAAGGUGAGGAAGAGCAAAAUACAUUGGCAGCGUAGGGACAGAGCAGGAGAGGCAUGCUCAGUGAACAGAGGGAACAACUAUGAUUUGGAUCAAAGUUGGGAUCUGAAGUUAAACAAUAAAUUCAGUUUUUAAAAAAUGGAAGUAUAGAAAAGGAUGUGAAAAACUCUGCAUUUUUAUUUUCUUCUUACAGAAACACCUGUGUGAGGACACAAACUACUUGUUGAUACAGAACAGUGAUUGUUAAGAGUUCUUAUAAUUAAAGUUUCCUAAACUUAAAUAUCCAGUAGUCUUUUAAAGAUUGGAAUCACAUCAUUGUUAUCCCAGCUCCUAUGAUGCCUUUAAUACAGUUUUUCCAUAGAGGGUACAUAAGGCUUUUUGUACAAAGCCUGAAUACCUUUGGUUACAAUGGUGUCAGACGGUUGCAUUAUAUUCUGAAGAACCUGGCCUUGGUCACAAUGAAAACAAAAGUGCAGAUGAAAGUGCUUUUUUGGACAGUUUGCAAAUUGUGUUAAAGCUAUGGAUUUUUUUUUUAAGUGUUCAGCAUCCUAAUUUGCGUUAAAGCUAUGGAUUUUUUAAAAAGUCUUCAGCAUCCUAAUUCACCCUUCCUAACUUAAGGAAAAUAUAACUUAAGACACUGCUUCUAAGUUUGGUUGUUCUUUAUAGUGUGGAUACCCAGAUCUCUGUGUAGGGGUGUGGGCUGAGGGCCAGGUGAGAAGGGAGAGAGAGAGAGAGAGAGAGAGAGAGAGAGUGUGUGUGUGUGUGUGGUUUUCGUGUGUAUGAUGUGUGUGUGUCGGACCGCUUCUAGGCUACUAAGUGUCAAUGGAAAAGAAAAUGUAUUCAAAAUACUUAAAUCAAAACUAGAAGAUGGGGAAAAAAAAGAUUUAUUCUAUACAAAGCCUUGUCUGGACCACUUUAGAGAGACUUCUAUUUUUUUAACCCUUAUAUAAAUAUUUGAUGGCACUUGAAAUAUUCCUGCAAUAAAAUGUGAUUUGUGUAAAGAAAAAAAAAAGAUUUUGUAAUGUGAAACAAAGAAAGAAAGUAAUGUAAUUUUCUAAAAAAAAAAAUACAAACAAACAAACUUUGUAUUAUUUUCUUGAUGGAAUUUGUCUGUCUUUGGGAAACUUUUUAUUUCAUUGAAUGUGCCAUAGUAGAAAUAUGUGUUUUUAGUUUUAGACUAAGGAAUAGCUGUUUGUGUUCCGACAUUCCAAAAUGCAAAACAACCUAGUAGAAUCUUUAUUGAAAAGGUUUAAGUAGGAUGUAAGCUUCUCUCAUUGUUGCUUUUUUGCACAUGUUCUUCAUUCCUCUCUAGUGCAAUAUGUACAUAGAGCACUUGCGGGUGUACCUUGAUCCCUCAGGGAAAAAAUACAUAUUUGUACAGUUUUGGUUUUUUGGUUUUUGUUUUUGGUUUUUUUGGUUUCUUUCUUUUUUUUUUUUUUUUUUUUUUUUUUUUUUUGGCCUUUUGUUUUUGGCUAAGGAAUGUCGAUUGAAUCACUUGUUAUUGUUGAGGGGCAGCCAGAUAAUAAUCCUAAAGCCACUGUUUUCAAACAUUUAUUGUUUAAAUCAUGUGUCCUUCCAGUGCUAUUAUUUUAAGAUAAUAAUAAUAAAAAGUUAUUUUCUGACAGUUCUUUGUGCUGAUUGGUGAAAAAAAAAGGGUAAAUAAGCACCUUAUGAUUGACUUACUGUGAAUGACAAUCCAUCUUGAUAUCAACAAUAGAAGCCCUAUCACUUUGGAGUUGGGGUUAAGAGUCAGAAACGAUGUGCUCAGGGAUCUUCUAAAACUCUUCAAACAGGGUGGCCAGUACUACUGGGACAAAUUGUGUUUUUUAUUAUUAAUAAUAGUGAUAAUAAUACUAUCCCUCAAGGCACAAGUGAACUGUGUAGAACUGCGUGUGUGUGUGUAUGUAAACUCUUCACUCUCGUCUCAUUUUGUUGAGUUCAAAACGUAUGUGUUCUUCAGUCUUGUGUGGUUUAAAACGUUGAAUAACUUCCAAAGCAGUAUAAAGUUAUGCUAGUAUGUUCACAAGAUAAAUUAAUAGGCAGUAUACCAAUAGAGAACAUCACUUCAAGUGCAGUCCUACAUACUCCAUUUACCUUCCUCAAAAUUCAUAGCAUUACAUAUUAGAAACUUCCCAAUUCUACAUGUAUGCAAAAAAUUGUUUAAGCCAGUUAUGAGAGACCUGCCUAUCAGUGCAGUGAAAGAGAUAAAACUUUGAACACAUUUUUUUCAAAUGCCAGCAAAUAACUUAUUUUCAUUGCACUCUCCUCUAGAAGUAAACCAAAACAUCCCUUUAUGUAACAUAGUUCUUUUACUUCUUCACUUCGAGUUUUCAUCUCUUGAAUCAAUACAAGAGCUAACGUUUAAAGACAAAAAAAAAACCA
Messenger RNA from Mustela lutreola (European mink), 6744 nucleotides. It is a transcript of the gene RORA, whose product is annotated as RAR related orphan receptor A. Gene Ontology annotation, cellular component: nucleus. The record is from RefSeq and is a predicted model, not a curated record. Lineage: Eukaryota; Metazoa; Chordata; Mammalia; Carnivora; Mustelidae. Bases 64 to 1635 code for a protein of 523 amino acids. The transcript has 11 exons. Gene Ontology annotation, biological process: regulation of transcription by RNA polymerase II; negative regulation of inflammatory response. Gene Ontology annotation, molecular function: RNA polymerase II cis-regulatory region sequence-specific DNA binding; zinc ion binding; nuclear receptor activity.